AUGCCCAACACAAGCCUUCGUCGCCCUCAAAAGGGCUUUCGUCGGGGAGGAAAGACUGCCUACCAUGGCGCUCGCACGCGGACAUUCGCGGCCUCCUCGAGGAACGAGGCCACAUCGGCCGACGAGAAGUGGGAGCGUACCCGGUUAGCGCACACCAUUGAUGAGAACAUGGGCUUUGGACGUUAUGAGAGCGGCAAGAAGAAGGAAGGGUGGCUGGUCAAUAUUCAACCCACAUCGAUCGAGGACGAGCGGAUACCUGGCGGUCGAGCAGCAGUUGACUGCUACUUCAUCGAGGAAGACGGCUCGACCUUCAAGGCGACGGUGGAAUACGAUCCUUACUUCCUCAUCGCUGUGAGGAAGGGCCACGAGUCCGAGGUGGAAGAAUGGGCAAAGAGAGUUCCUGGAGGCGGCGUCGUCAAGUCGAUUCGACGAGUUGAGAAGGAUGAUCUCAACAUGCCGAAUCACUUAGUUGGCUACCGAAGGACUUUUCUCGAGCUGAGGUUUGCCAAUGUCAACGACCUCUUGGCCGCGAGGAAGGACAUCAUGCCUAUUGCGGAGAAGAACAAGAAGAACAUGAAUGCUAUGGAUGCCUACGCCGAGGUUGCGGCUGCUGCGAACGGCGAUUUUGACCUUUUUGAUGAUUCACGAGAUGACGACCGACAAAUGAACAAUGCAUUCACGGAUGCCAGCGACUUUAUUGUCGAUAUACGAGAAUACGAUGUUCCGUACCAUGUACGAGUAAUGAUAGAUAUGGUCGCAGACAUACGAGUAGGAACUUGGUACUUCGUAGAAGCGAAGCACGGGGUAACCAAGAUUUCUCCCAACGAUACGAGAUCACUUCCAGCGGACCCUGUGGUCAUGGCCUAUGAUAUUGAAACGUCAAAAGCUCCUCUCAAAUUCCCCGACGCCGCCGUCGAUCAGAUCAUCAUGAUCUCAUACAUGAUUGACGGCCAAGGGUUUCUAAUCACCAACCGAACAAUCCUCUCCGAAGACAUUGGCGACUUUGACUACACUCCCAAGCCAGAGUACCCUGGUCCUUUCAUGAUCUUCAACGAACCUGACGAGAAGGCCGUCAUUGAGAGAUUCUUCCUCCAUAUCAAGGAGGCACGCCCGACUGUCAUUGCAACAUACAACGGUGACUUUUUCGAUUGGCCCUUCGUAGAAGCCAGAGCUAGCGUCAACGGCAUCGACAUGUACCACGAAAUUGGUUGGAAGAAGGACAGUGAAGAUCAGUACAAGUGCAACUACAGUGUACACAUGGACUGCUUUCACUGGGUCAACCGAGAUUCGUAUCUUCCCCAGGGUUCCCGUGGUCUCAAGGCCGUCACAGUCGCAAAGCUUGGAUACGACCCUGAUGAGCUCGACCCUGAGCUGAUGACACCGUAUGCCAGCGAACGGCCUCAGACUCUAGCCGAAUACUCCGUCUCAGAUGCCGUGGCAACAUACUAUCUUUACAUGAAAUACGUGCACCCCUUCAUCUUCUCUCUCUGUACCAUCUUGCCGCUGGGCGGUGACGAUGUGUUGAGAAAGGGAACCGGUACUCUCUGCGAGAUGCUGCUGAUGGUGCAAGCUUAUCAAAGAGAGAUCGUGCUUCCAAACAAGUAUAUCACACCGAAAGAAGCUUUCUGGGAUGGACAUCUUCUUGACUCAGAAACCUACGUCGGUGGUCACGUCGAAAGUAUCGAAGCUGGUGUCUUCCGAGCUGAUAUCCCUGUUGACUUUGCCGUCGAACCCAGUGCCAUUGACGAGCUUCUCAAAGAUCUCGACGCCGCCUUGAGAUUUGUCAUCGAGGUCGAAGAGAACAAGAAAUUUGAUGAUGUUGAAAACUACGAUGAGGUCAAGGCCCAGAUCGUCGAAAGGCUGAACAAGCUCAAGGAGACACCAAACCGCAACGAAAGGCCACUGAUCUACCAUCUUGACGUUGCUUCCAUGUACCCCAACAUCAUGACGACCAAUCGAUUGCAGCCCGACUCGAUGAUUAAGGAAGCCGACUGCGCUGCAUGUGACUUCAACCGACCAGGAAAGACUUGCGACAGGAGAAUGCCUUGGGCCUGGAGAGGCGAGUACAUCCCAGCAAAGCGAGACGAAUACAACAUGAUCCGACAUGCACUCGAAAACGAAAGGUUCCCUGGAAAACAUCCUAAUGCCCCACAGCGGACAUUCCAGGAGCUGAGUGCGGAUGAGCAAGCAGGUCUUAUACGGAAACGUCUCCAGCUCUACUCUCAAAAGGUCUACCACAAGAUCCACGACUCAACCACCAUUGUGCGAGAGGCAAUCAUUUGUCAGCGAGAGAACCCAUUCUAUAUCAACACUGUACGAGACUUCCGUGAUCGUCGAUACGAUUACAAAGGCAAGGCCAAGGUCUGGAAGGGCAAGACAUCAUCUCUUCAAUCAUCCGGCGCGUCUCCAAGUGAGGUUGAAGCUGCAAAGAAGAUGAUUGUUCUGUACGAUUCGCUACAGCUUGCCCACAAGGUCAUUCUGAACUCGUUCUACGGAUACGUCAUGAGAAAGGGUUCGCGUUGGUACUCCCUCGAGAUGGCUGGCGUUACUUGUUUGACUGGUGCCCACAUCAUUCAGAUGGCUCGAUCCUUGGUUGAGCGACUUGGACGACCGCUUGAGCUGGACACUGAUGGUAUCUGGUGUAUGCUGCCCGCAACAUUCCCAGAGAACUUUUCGUUCAAGAUGAAGGGCGGAAAGAAGCUCAACAUCUCAUAUCCUUGUGUCAUGCUUAACCAUCUCGUCCACGCCAAAUUCACCAACCACCAGUACCAGACUCUGGUCGACAAGAAGACGCUCAAGUACGAGACACACAGCGAUAACUCCAUCUUUUUCGAAGUCGACGGUCCCUACAAGGCCAUGGUGCUGCCAACAUCAAAGGAGGAAGACAAGAACUUGAAGAAGAGAUAUGCCGUCUUCAACGAUGACGGCAGUCUUGCUGAGCUCAAGGGUUUCGAGGUGAAGCGUCGUGGUGAGCUGAAGCUUAUCAAGAUCUUCCAGCAGCAAAUCUUCAAGUUCUUCCUGGAGGGAACCACACUAGCUGAAUGCUAUGCUGCGGUCGCCAAGGUUGCCAACCGCUGGCUCGAUGUCCUCCAUAGCAAGGGUACUACUCUAGCGGAUGAGGAGCUGAUGGAACUCAUUUCCGAGAAUCGAAGCAUGUCCAAGACGCUCGAGGAGUAUGGAUCACAAAAGUCGACCAGUAUCACAACGGCCAAACGUUUGGCAGACUUCCUGGGUGAGGGCAUGGUCAAAGACAAGGGAUUGAACUGCAAGUUCAUUAUCUGCGCUCGACCCAAGAAUGCCCCCGUUACCGAACGAGCCGUUCCCGUGGCAAUCUUCUCUGCGGAAGAGUCAGUCAAGCGAACGUAUCUCAAGAAGUGGCUGAAGGAGGAGCCUGCCGACACCGAUCCUCGAGCACUGCUCGACUGGGACUAUUACCUGGAGCGAUUGGGCUCCGUCAUCCAAAAGCUCAUCACCAUUCCCGCUGCUCUCCAGAAAGUUCGCAACCCAGUUCCCCGAGUACCGCAUCCUGAUUGGCUUCAGAGGAGGAUCAACAUCAAGGAUGACAAGAUGAAGCAGAAGAAGCUCACGGAUCUGUUCAAGAAGAGCCCAUUGGAAGACAUUACGAACAUCAACGGCACUCAGAUGAAUGAUCUCGAGGAUUUCGGGAACAAGCUCUUGAAACCGAAGUCAGUCAGUUCAGCUGUGGCAGCCUCUCAAGCUGCAACGACAGUGCAGAAACGCAAAUCCCCAGAGCCUGCGGAAAACCCCGAUCCCAUGGCUGCACUUCCCAAGGUCAUGCCAAGUCCUUCUGAGGAUUACGAGGCGUUCUUGAUGUAUCAGAAGAAGAAGUGGAAGUUGCAGAAGCAAGCUCGCAUUCGCAGACGACAACUCUUCGGUGACCGACGAGGACACGCCGGGAACAACAUCCAGCAAACGUUCAUGAAGCAAGCACAUGUUACCUACAUGAACAACUGGCAGGUUCUGCAUCUCAAGGCGACCGACACGCCUGGUAUUGUAACAGCACAUGUCCUGAUCGAUGCCAAGAUCCACACGCUCAAGAUCAACGUCCCUCGUCAAGUCUUUCUCAACCUCAAGAGCAAGGAUUUGCCUGAUGUUGAGGUUGAUGGCUGCGAAGUUGAGCAGGUCAACUACACCCUCCCCAACGGUCACCCGUCCAGUCAUCUUUUCAAGUUGACGGUGCCAGAGGACAUCUAUUUCAACGAGAGUGAGAAGUUCUCUCUGCUUUUCAACCAUCCCAGUGUUGAGGGAGUCUACGAGAAACAGGUGCCCCUGAAUAUCCGGGCUGUCUUGCGUCUUGGCAACCAGUGCACCAUUGACGAGACACAGGACGCUGUGCUUGGCAAGGGCCUUGAGCAGGGCUUUGAUCUUUCAGGUUUGAAGCGACCAGCCAAGCCACGGACAUAUCUCGACACGUCUCCCCUGGCUUACAUCUACAUCUCUCACAUCACCGCGGGCGAGCGCCAGAUCUUUGGUCUCUUCUCAACAACCAACGAUCAAGCCCAUGUGGUGAUCCUUCAGAAGAACAAGGACUCUGGCCAAGAUCUCCCCAACAUCACCAGGAUGUACUCUGACAUGCUUGCCCGACGAAAUGAGGAGGCGGCCGGCACUAACUGGCAAGACUGCUUCAGAUACCAAGAAAAGCUGCAGUUCAAGAUUACGCAGGUGACAACACGACGCAAGGCGCAUUUGGAGAUUGGCGACAUUGUCAAGAAGAUGCGCAAGGAUGAGCAUCGACCGCAGAUGAUGGUGAUCCGGUCUUCUCAGCGCAAGCUGCUGAUCCACGAUGUCCCAAUCCUUGGAGACUUCCCUGUUCUUCCGCUGAAGUAUGAUGCAGCGGAUAGCUCGUUACCACCCCUGGGUUGGCAGUCUGUGAUCGCCAAGCGACUCGUUGGCCAUUACCUUGGCCUUGGAUCAUGGAUUUUGCAUCUCACCGCUCUCGCUCGUUAUGGCGAUGUACCCCUAUGCAACCUGGAACGCGAUGAUCCUCGAUUCUUGAUCGACGUUGCCUACGCUCGGCGCCUACAAGCCAACGGAGUCGUUCUUUGGUGGUCUCCUGGUUCGCGGCCUGAUCACGCUGGCUACGAAAAGGACGACCUCCUUGGACCUCUAGAUAAUGUCAAGAUGCCAAGUGUGAACAAUCCCGGAACAUUUUCAUCAGUGUGUAUCGACAUUGAUGUCCGCAACCUUGCCAUCAACACCAUCUUGACAUCAUCUCUGAUCAACGAAUUGGAGGGUGCCGACUCGGUCUCGUUCAACCCUGCCGCAGACGACUCUGAGACGCUUACCUCAGAGAGUGCAUUCGCCAAUGCGGGCGUGCUCGUCCUCCGUGAGAUGGUCAAGGCGUGGUGGGCUGAAGCUUGUCGUGGGAGCACCAUGGCUGAUGUCUUGGUACAACACUUGGUCCGAUGGGUUGAGAACCCUGACUCGUUCAUGUACGAUCGGGCUCUGCACUACUAUGUGCAGAUGAUGUCUCGCAAGGCCUUCCAACAACUGAUGGCCGACUUCCGCCGCGUUGGUUCUCAGGUGGUAUUUGCCAACGCCAACCGACUUAUCCUCCAGACGACAAAGGCCGAGGUGGGCAAUGCGUACGCUUACAGUCAGUACAUCAUCAAGUCAAUCAAGAGCAAGCCGCUGUUCCACUUUAUCGAUCUGGAGAUCAAGGAGUACUGGGAUUACCUGGUGUGGUAUGAUGAGUUCAACUAUGGAGGAAAGGCCUGCCAGGAGGUGAUCGAGGCUGAAGAGCAGAACCUCGAAACGGUCAUGAACUGGCAGAUGGCCACGUUCCUCCCCGUGCGUCUGCAGCCGACGUUCCAGGACUGGGUGAUUGAGUUUAUCCAGCUCAUGCACCAACUCAAGCGGCCUCAGAAUGGAGAUCCAGACGCGACACCGCAGUUGACACAGCUACCAAGCAAGGGUUUGGAGAAUCACGAAGGGCAGAUCAUUCUAGGCAAGACAUUCGAGAAGCCUUUGAAGAAGGAUAUUCUCGGCCUCAUCAACAAGCAGAAGCGCGAACUCCUCCAUCCAGAGCUCGCCGAAGACUACUCGUUCCCCAGUCUGCCUGGCUCGCAUCUCACUCCACGAAACCCCAUCCUCGAGCUUGUCAAGUCCCUGAUGCAGGUUCUCUCGCUUGACAAGAACAUCACGCUCGAGGCACGUCUGCUUCGCAAGGAACUCCUGGCGCUAUUUGAGGUUCGAGAGUUUUCCAAGGACGGCACGUUUACCAACCCGUCUGAGAGCCUGCGUCUUCUACAGGUUUCGUGUGACAGCUGUACUAUGGCACGAGACCUUGAUCUGUGCCGAGACGAGGAUCUCUUUGGUGAAGGCACAGCAUGGCGGUGCGGUUUUUGUGGAAGUGAAUUCGACCGGGUGGCCAUUGAAGAGCGACUACUCGGUAUGGUGGAGAGUUGGGUUGUUGAGUGGACUACCCAGGAUUUGAAGUGUGUCCGUUGCGGAGCAUUGAGGCUCAACGACUUUAUGGAGCACUGCACAUGCAGUGGAGAGUGGAAGGAGAUUGUGUCACGGCAAGAUGUGAGCAAGAAGCUAGGAGUCAUGAGAAGGGUGGCCAAGUUUUACGGGCUCAGGAUGCUCAGUGAUGUUGUGGAGGAACUGUAUCAGGACUCCCCGGCUCUUGAAUUUAGGCUUCCUUCUGAGCUUGGUUUUGGCGUUGAUUGUUACCGCUCUGCUUCGCCUUCUAACCUGGACUGUGCGCCACUGAGGCUCAGCCACUGGGAUUCGUCUUAUUGUGGGAGGGAGAUGAGCACUGUCAGCACUGACACGCAGUCUUCCUCCUCGGUUGGUUCACUUCUGUCGUCUAUUUCUACAGAUACAGGUGAUACUCUAACUAUACGGAAUGGAACUGUUCCAUCGAGGGGCCCGAGCCCGCUGCAGACCAGUUGCCUUGGCGACUCAGCACACCCUUUCGUCUGCCUCGGGCCACGAUGUCAAGAGGCGUUUGCCUCGGAUGAAGAGCUCAGGUGCCACGUCAAGUCGACCCAUACGCACUCGUGCAACUGGGUUGGCUGUACCCAUCCCAGCUUCUCAACUAGAGACGGCCUGGUCUACCACGUCAAGGUUGAGCAUCUCGUCGUAUGCCCUAUCCCAGGCUGUGCAGAGUCUUCGUUCCAGAGCAGCCGCCUCUUGCAGUCGCAUAUUAUGCUCGCUCAUCCAAAAGAUGGCGGGGAUGAUGUAAAAGAGUGGCAGCUCCCGGCAAAAGUUGAGCCUGUUGAGAACUCCUUAGCCAGACCGGUAGAGGUGGCCAGGCUCGGCAAGAGAAAGGAGAGAGACGAUGAUCUUGACAACAUUGUCGCCACAAAACAGAUGUGUCAAGAUAAACUACGCAGUGUAGUUGAAAAACGCGCCAAGAAGAAUGCUAGUACACCUCGAAGUGCAGACAGUCCAACAGACCUCGUCCGAGGCAGAGCAUCAAGACUCAUCGAAACAACAAGCUUUCCCCUCGUCUUCGAACAUGCCAUCCUACCCUUCCUCUCCAAGUAUCUCCCAGCUUGGGUCGGUCCCCGUCACGUUGUCACCGUCACCAGGGGCAAGACACCACAGAUGAAGCGUAUCUGCAUCAUGAGCCCCAGGGCAAUCUCUUUUGCCCGCAAGAUCAUCAUCGCCAGCCAUGUUCAGGAUCUCAUCCCCGCCAAUUUCCUCAAUCUCGUCUCCUUCGUGUUUGCCAAAGGUGAAGUCAGCCGCAGUGUUACUUGGGCUAGGGGUUUGGGCAAGGACCACAAGGACGAUAUCUGCACGGCGAGGAACCCUUACUUCUUCCGUGAUCCUUGCAUGGGCGACAGCAUCGGCGUCAAGGGGAACGAUGCCUUUGAAGAUAGCACGGCCACGCUGGGUCCUUGUCUCACCGUUGGAGGCGGCAGCUACUGGCUGGGUAAUUUUCACCCCUUCAUCGAUGCGUACCAUAGCCCUUCCCAAGUCCAGGUCGAACACCCAUCCUUUCAAGAUCGCAAGCGAUGUGUGUCAGAGGGCCACGAUGCUCUGACGCAGGCAGCCAGCUUUAGUCUCGGCAAUCUUGAGGUCACAUCUGGGCUCAAUCUCAAGACGACACGUAUUUCUCACGAUCCUUACUGGGAAGAGUGCGACAUGGACAAGCCCCUGAUUGUCACUGAUUGGGCUCUCAUCGCCUCCCGUUCCUCGCACGCCAACAUGCUCCGUCGUUUUCCCUCCGACACUCUGCCCCAGGUCCGAGAGGCUAUCGUCACUACCACCACCUCCAUAAUGCCUGGUGCCGAUGUCAUCUCCAGUGGUCGAACAUCCGGAUACCAACGCGGUCAGAUAGGAGAGAUUCCAGCUUACGUCUCGGGAGAAGAAAACGGCACUCACAAAGCCACUAGGGAGUGGUUCAUCGAGGAGCCGUACCCUCAAGACAACGAAGACGACUGGAUUCGUGGAGGCAUCGGCGUCAGUGGUGAUAGCGGCGCG
Fusarium vanettenii 77-13-4 is the source of this 8454-nucleotide messenger RNA. RefSeq lists its product as uncharacterized. The annotation marks the transcript as partial. Gene Ontology annotation, molecular function: nucleotide binding; DNA binding; single-stranded DNA 3'-5' DNA exonuclease activity. NCBI's taxonomy places the organism in Eukaryota, Fungi, Ascomycota, Sordariomycetes, Hypocreales, Nectriaceae. The transcript has 5 exons. The record is from RefSeq and is a predicted model, not a curated record. Gene Ontology annotation, biological process: nucleotide-excision repair, DNA gap filling; leading strand elongation; DNA replication. Gene Ontology annotation, cellular component: epsilon DNA polymerase complex; nucleus.